ACUGGCCUUUGUGUGUGGUGAAUGUGUCCGGAAAAGCAAAGAAGGACAAGAUUCUCCUGUGGGGUUUCUCAUCUCCAUGGUGGUAGGUGCUGACAGCUUCAGAGGGAGCAGGAAGGAGAAAAGAGAAAGGAGCCUGGGAUGCGUAGUUGCAGUGCUCUGAGGAGAUGAAAAGGACACCGGGUUUGGGUCUGAACUUCAUUAUCUGGAGCUAAGGUCCCAUUCUCAUGCCUCCAAUGGUCGGGUGAGAGAAUGAAGACCCAGAAACCUUGAGCAGCUUCUUGUUGUUGUCAAGGGUCAUUGGAUGACAAAUGGAACAGGAACCUACAAGAAUGAUACAUGUUGUGGGCCAAAUUUGUGGAACCAUUUAACAUCCGACAUUCCGGAGCUAGUGGAAAGGACUUGAAUCUGAGAGAGUGAUGCUGUCAGUUCUGUUCUGUCUUGGGAAGUACACGAGGAAGAGAAACCUCCUGGGAAGAAAGAGAGGACACGGCCGACACUGAAGGGGAGGGUCUGUGGCAUUCAGUAUGUUUUAACUGAAAACUUAAAUCAACAAAUAGCAACAGAACUACUCCUUGUACAAAAUCCACCUGGAUGCUGGAAGGACAGAGGAAAGGAUGAGCUAUUACGGCAGCAGCUACCCGAUUGUAAACGUGGACCCCAAAUACCCAGGCUACCCCCAAGAGCACAUCCUAGCUGAGAAGAGAAGAGCCAGAAGACGUCUGCUCCACAAAGAUGGUAGCUGCAACGUGUACUUCAAGCACAUUUUUGGAGAAUGGGGGAGCUAUGUGGUUGACAUUUUCACUACUCUUGUAGACACCAAGUGGCGCCAUAUGUUUGUCAUAUUUUCUUUAUCUUAUAUUCUCUCCUGGUUGAUAUUUGGCUCCAUCUUUUGGCUAAUUGCCUUUCAUCAUGGCGAUCUGUUAAAUGAUCCGGACAUCACGCCUUGUGUUGACAAUGUCCAUUCCUUUACAGGGGCGUUUUUAUUCUCCCUUGAGACCCAGACCACCAUAGGUUACGGGUACCGCUGUGUCACUGAAGAAUGCUCGGUGGCAGUGCUCAUGGUGAUCCUUCAAUCCAUCCUGAGCUGCAUCAUAAACACCUUCAUCAUCGGAGCCGCCUUGGCCAAAAUGGCGACCGCUCGAAAGAGAGCCCAAACCAUUCGGUUUAGCUAUUUUGCCCUCAUAGGCAUGAGGGAUGGGAAGCUUUGCCUCAUGUGGCGCAUUGGUGAUUUCCGGCCAAACCAUGUGGUAGAAGGCACAGUGAGAGCCCAACUUCUCCGCUACACAGAAGACAGCGAAGGGCGAAUGACCAUGGCAUUCAAAGACCUAAAGUUGGUCAACGACCAGAUCAUCCUUGUCACACCGGUAACUAUUGUUCAUGAAAUUGACCACGAGAGCCCUCUGUAUGCCCUUGACCGAAAAGCAGUGGCCAAAGAUAACUUUGAGAUUUUGGUGACAUUUAUCUACACUGGUGAUUCCACGGGCACUUCCCACCAAUCCAGAAGUUCCUACGUUCCCCGAGAAAUUCUCUGGGGUCAUAGGUUUAAUGACGUCCUGGAAGUUAAAAGAAAGUACUACAAAGUGAACUGCUUACAGUUUGAGGGGAGCGUUGAGGUAUACGCUCCCUUUUGCAGCGCCAAACAGCUAGACUGGAAAGACCAGCAGCUCCACAACAUGGACAAAGGCCCCCCGGUCCGAGGAUCUGGCACAUCGGACACCACGGUCAGAAGAAGGUCAUUUAGUGCCAUUGCCAUUGUCAGCAGUUGUGAGAACCCAGAAGAGACCAUCACCUCCGCCGUGGAUGAGUGUAAGGAAGCACCUUAUCAGAAAGCUGUCUUGACUUUAAAUAGAAUCUCUGUAGAAUCCCAAAUGUAGUUCAAAUUGUGAUGACCAGGGCCACCACUCCAUCAUUUUACUCUGUAGCCCAUCACUUUAAGGCAAGUAGUUAUAAGCAGGGCUUUUAAGGAAUGGUAUAGCUACGUCUGAUGGACUUGGGGGAAAAGAAGAGCAGGUUAAAUCUGGUGAAAGAUCAUCUAAAAAUUACAUAGUAUCCAAUCGUUUAAACUUUU
This is a messenger RNA of Lontra canadensis (Northern American river otter), 2068 nucleotides long. RefSeq names its product potassium inwardly rectifying channel subfamily J member 16 (gene KCNJ16). The transcript is spliced from 4 exons. NCBI's taxonomy places the organism in Eukaryota, Metazoa, Chordata, Mammalia, Carnivora, Mustelidae. Gene Ontology annotation, molecular function: inward rectifier potassium channel activity. Bases 615 to 1874 code for a protein of 419 amino acids. Gene Ontology annotation, cellular component: plasma membrane. Gene Ontology annotation, biological process: potassium ion import across plasma membrane; regulation of monoatomic ion transmembrane transport. The record is from RefSeq and is a predicted model, not a curated record.